AUGGUCAAUCGAUGGAACAAGGCUAUCGCUGUUGGGCUCCGGCACAACCACGACAUUUCCUUCAUUGCGACGCAGCGCAAGACCAUGGCCCUUAUGUAUUAUGUCACGAACUACGCGACGAAGGUGGAGGACCCGGUGUGGAAGCGUGUGGCGGCCGCGGCCGAUCUCCUGGCCGCCUCAACGGGUGACGGCACGGCCAACGGAGGACAGGACGACGGUGGAGGUGCUGUCGAGGUCGUCGCUCAUCUUCUUGGAUAUCCGGCCGAGUUCACCAACAGCAGCGCCUGGGCGUACCUGAACACAUCUCUGCUGUACUGGGAAGUCUUUCGACGGUGGCCGUAUCUCCGACGAGCAAGUGGCGCGGCGGCCAUAGAUGAUACUCUGGAUGAGUCGGUGCUCAGGCGGCCGGGCAAGCAUGCUACCGUCUGCCUCGAUGGCUACCUGAGCAAGGACUUCGGCCACAACGACGACGAGGAGUCGUGCCACCGGAGGGCAGCCGUGCAGCAUCUUGCGCUAUUUGUGCCGUGGGAGUCCUUUCUGUGCGAAGAAACAGCCGAAGACGCAAAGCGCGACGCCAAGCAAUGGGCGGCCUCAUCCGGCGAUGGCGAUUCCACGGUCGCCCACGUCGAGGAGGGCGAGACAGGCGAGGCGGGCGCAGAAUUUGCAGCGACGUAUCGGUCCAACAACAUCGGAGACGCAACGCGCCUGAUCGACGUCGUCCGAGGCGCAGUGGGCACGAAUCAGGUGACGGCCAAGUCGCCGGAGCUCAUGGCAAUGAUGCGGCAGCUCUGUCGAUUCCAGCAAUCGGCGCUCUGCUCAACGGCCGAGCUCGAGGCCAUCGCGAUUCCCGAACAAGGGUUGAGGGCGGGCGGCGCGAACACAGCCAAGGACCUUGACGGGGUGCGGCUGGCAAAACGGGCGGAGCGGUUCAUCCACGGCCAGUCUCGGAUGGACUGGCAGGAGAAGGACGUGCUUGUCAUCGACGAGGUGAGCAUGCUCGGAGCGCGGACGCUGCACGCCAUAAACGAGCGACUCUGUCGGCUUCGCGGAUCGCAGAAAGAUUUCGGGGGGAUCCCCAUCGUCCUCUUCUGCGGAGACUUUCAGCAGUUCCGGCCGGUCCAAGAGAGGUCGAUCGUCCUGCCGAGCGCGGCCAUCUCGUGGGACGUAGACAACUCGUUCAAGGCCGAGCAGCGGCACCAGCACGACAAAGCGCACGCGCUGUGGAAGAGAUUCACGACGGUCGUCAUGUUGAACGAGCAAAUGCGCGCCGCCGGACCGCACGGAUCUGGACCUCCUCAACUCAGGUGCUACCGCGAGGGCAGGCGGAUCCCUUGGGAGACUGGCAUCACCGUGGUGACGCCGCUGAACAGGAAUCGGUGGAACCUAAACAUGGAGGCAAGCUUGGCGUUCCGGGUCCAGCAGCGGUCGACGAUGCGCAUCUUCAUCUCCGAGCACAAGUGGAAGGAGGGCCUGCCGACCGAGGAAGAAGCGAUCAUGGUACUCAAUCAAGGCGACGAUAGCGCGAUCCCCGUGCCGGCCGUCUUCAUGUUCGUGGCCGGGAUGCCGGUCGUCGUGAACCACAACACCCAUCAGGGGCUGAAGCUGGUGAACGGCGCCGGCUACUCGGCGGUGGAGGUCAUUGUCGACAAGGCGUCCCCAGGGCAUCGAAUCUCGUCCGACAUGACGAUCCACUUCGGGCCGCCGGCGGGGAUAUUACUGGAAUCGGCGACGACAAAGGACCUCCACUUCAACGACGUCAGCCGGAAGGGAUUGCCGUGCGCAGCAGCCUUCGCCUGCACGGACUACAAGGUGCAGGGCAGAACGCAGAGCGCGUGGCCCUGGAGCUGCGGGGACACGGACGACGAAAGUCGAUGGAAGGGCCGUGCCCUCGCAAUGCGACCCGUACAGCUUAUAUGUGCAGCUAUCGCGCUGUCGAACGCUAGACGGCAUCACGCUCGUGUCCAAGGUGCGGGAGAGACUUGGUGGGCAACCGAGUCCCCGAAGAGAUGA
This is a messenger RNA of Hirsutella rhossiliensis, 2010 nucleotides long. RefSeq names its product PIF1-like helicase domain-containing protein. NCBI's taxonomy places the organism in Eukaryota, Fungi, Ascomycota, Sordariomycetes, Hypocreales, Ophiocordycipitaceae. The record is from RefSeq and is a predicted model, not a curated record. Gene Ontology annotation, biological process: telomere maintenance; DNA repair. The transcript is spliced from 8 exons. Gene Ontology annotation, molecular function: DNA helicase activity. Bases 1 to 2010 code for a protein of 669 amino acids.